AUGACAGGAGAGCGACUUAAACAUCCCAUCCCACCUACAAGCCUCCCAAUUGAAUAUCAUACUCAACGUUUACGGGCUGUACAAGAUUUUGAACCAGAAAAUGGAUACGAUCGUCUGGGAUGUGUCGUUAAUGAUCGUUUCUUACUAAUCUAUGAAGAUCCAAAUUCCGAUUGGAUCCUUGCUACUUCUUUGAAAUCUCGUCACUCAGGUUAUUUACCGAAAUCAUGUGUUGAGAAAGAAUAUCCAGAGAUUAUUGAACGUUUAGACUUCUUCCACCCUGAUCCAACACCUCAUCCUAAAGAGUUACUCAAGAAAGCUGGUCCAUUUAGCUAUUUAUUACGCCCUUGUGAUUCACGUCCUGGACUAUAUACAUUACUCUUAUACGAUGGAGUACGUGUUCGUAAAUGUCGACUUGAAUUAAUUGUUCAAUCGGAGCUUAUACCACAAGAUGAUGUUACACCGACCAAGAAAACCAAUCAUGAUAGUAAUUUUGAUCAUAGGAAUAGUGAACUGUUAGAUGAACAUACAAAUGAAUUCAAUAAUGAAUCAUUAUCAUGUAGUAGUAAUAAUGAAGAUGAUAAAUCAGAUGAAUUUCAUAGAAAAUCUAAUAAAAUAUUUUUAACUAAUAAAAAUUUAGAAGAUAAUCAUAGUACAAAUGAAUUUAUAAAUUUUAAUAGAAAUUUUCAAUCUCCUCUUUAUCGUACAACUACUAAAAUACUGUAUAGCGGUACAACUUUUCCUAAUGUUGAAGCUGUAAUCACAGCUAUUGAAUCACAUCAUUGGGAUCUUUAUCAUACUGAAGAAUUGAACACUUUAAAUAUUUCCGAUGAUGGAUGUAAUUGUCCAAUUAAUGAUGAGGUUAAUGUAAAUGCAACAAAUGAUAUUUCAUCAGUAGAUAGUUCAAAUAUUAAUACAACAGUUCAACAUGUAUUUAAACCUCUCUACAGGAAGCGUAAACCUCAAGUACAUCCUCCCUCGUCUACUAUUUAUAUGGAUAUGUGUUAUGCACGUCAACCACCAACAUCUCAUCAAUCGGUAACUGAAAUUCAUGGGGAAUUGUCCAUUUGGUUACAACAAAGAAAGAAAUGGAAAUUAUGUUAUGCACAUUUAGAUAGAAAACAAAGUAUACUAACAUUGGUUGAUGGAGAAAAACGUAAACCUGAACGGUUUGAUCUUUCUAAAUGUGAUUUCUUUCCUAUCCAUUAUACAGUAUAUGAAAAGAAUUUUUGCUUUGGUUUAGUUUUAUAUGGUGCUUCAGCGGGAGAUCGAGAAGAAUUUGUUUUACGUGUAGAAGCUCCAUGUUCAUCAAAUAAAUUUCAUUCAAAUGCUAUUACUUCAACAAUAUCUAGUCGAAUUAAUUUAUUCAGUAAUUAUGAUUUAGAUAAUAAUUCGUAUUCCGGUCGUCCUGAAGAACCACCGUACACACUUCAAAACUUAUCACACUCAUGCUGUCGUUUUGCAUGUGACUGGGCUGUUCGUUCAAAUGUAACCUCUGUAGAUAAUAAAUCGUUGUUGUCAUCAUCAACUAAUCCGAACGUGACCAAUUUAUCAGAAAAUAAUAAUAAUAAUUGUCUUGUUAAUUGUGAUUUGCCACCGGCCACUUGGGAGAUUGUAUACCAAAGAUGGGUGACGAGUUUGAAACGACAUUGUCGUAAUACGAAAGCCGAUUCAGCAACUGAAGACAAUGUAUCACUUAGGCAAACGAACUUAAGAUGUUAUCGCAACCUUGAGAUCAAGUUCAAUAAUGCCAAAUUAAUGCCAACGUCAUCAUCAAAAUCUCGCCGAGAUGAUUCAAUUUACUCCGUAAAUUUAGAUGGAUUUGAAAUUGGACGUGCCUACUCCGGGUCUUCUGUCGUUUCUAUUUUUUUAGAUGAAUUUCCGUUUGGUUUCAAAAAGAUUGAAGUUUUUAUGAAGGAAGAUAAACGUAAACGUUCACUCGCUAUCGAUUUUGAUAUAGUCCAAUACAAUGCUACUACAAAUUCCGGUGGUUCUACGAUUGCAGAUCAUGAUAAACAAGUUCCUGCUGGUAAUUCAUCAUCGGCAUCUCUCUCAUUAUCGUCAACGUCCCCUCUCCAUUAUUCAAUAUGUGAUACGCAAGAACGUAGCAAUGGUCAAGUAUCCAUUAUUUAUAAAGAACUACACGUAAUUCCUUUUCAAUAUUAUGAAGGUUUUCGUCAGACAAUAAGAAACUAUAUGAAUUCUGAAUUCAUACCUCUUUGUAUUCAUGUUUGGAAAUCAUUUGCACACAAUAUGAACCAAAUGAAUUUUGUUACCAGUCUAUUAUUAACAACAAUCGAAUUGAAUUGUCAUUUAGAGUUGAUUGUCAAUUUACUACGAAUUGAAGUAAAUAACGAUAAGCCAAGUGCUUCUUUUCGGGGCAGUUCAUUGGGAGCACAAAUACUAGAUAUCUAUAGUACUACUGUGUGUGCAGCUUGGCGUAGUCAGUGUUUUCGACGUGUAUGUGAAAAAGCUCUGGAAGGUCCACCGUCAAUAAAAUCUAAUUCAACUACAUCUUCAAACCCAUCUCUUAAUGUAAGUCAAAUUAAUAGUGCUAGCAAUAUAAAAUCAACAUUCAAUCAACGUCCUUCUGUUGAUAAAAGUUCUCAUCAUUGUACAAAUUCUACCAAUUCACAUUAUGCACUUACAACGCGUCCAUAUUCAUUAUCAACUGGUGCCACUGGUUCAGUGAAAUUCGACCAAAUCUCAUCUACUACACCUAAUCAAGGUUCUCUUCAACAUCAUCAUACACGUGAACAAGAGUGGCAUCACCAUUUGCUCUCCAUUGCUGUGGAUGACUUGAUAACGUAUGUACGCACAUUUCCUCUACAAAUUCGUUGGAUCUAUUCAGAAUUACAGGCUUUAUAUUCACCUAACCAUAGUAAUGUUGUAGUGUGUAAUCUAGUUUUUCUACGUGGUCUUUGUCCAGUGUUAUAUUCGCUUUCAUCUUUGGGUAAAACAAUUUGUUCAGAAUCGCUCAAUGGAUCUAUUCACGGUAUUUUAUCUGGUUUUCCUAAUGAUGUUUUCCAUUCAUCAUAUACAAAUUCAACUACUAAUUCUUCUUAUCAUUCAUGGUCUUCUUUUCCUCAAUUAAAUUCUGGUGCGAAUUCACCAACUGUUCCAUCACAUGCAUCUGAAGCAUUUGCUUUAAUAGCUAAAACAUUAUUAGCUCUUGUCGGUCUGAAUGAAACACCGAAAACACAAGCUGAUGGUUUUUUAUCAUUGGAACAAUUUAUGAGUUUACGAACAAGAUUAUUAAAUGAAUUUCGUAUACCUAUUACUUCUCCAUUGUCAACAAAUGAAAUCAAACAAUUAGAACAGUUAUAUGAAACAGAUGCACGUAAAGCCAGUUGUAAAUCACUUAGUCGUGAAUUAGCUCAAUUAGCAUAUUAUUUAUUAGAAGCAUAUCAUCCGAAACAUCAAUCGACUACAAUUUGUCGAAUAAAUAAUAAUUCCAUCAAUCACUUAAAUGAUACUACUACUACUACUAUCAAUAAUAGUAGUAAUAAUAAUAAUAAUGACAUAUCCAAUUCUACAAUGAAUAACAAUUCUACACCGAUAAAAAAUCAUAAUCAUGAAAAUAAAAUAACAGAUAUUUAUCCUGUUUCAUUAUCACCGCAUAUUUAUUCCGUUCUAAUUGAUCUAGCUGAGAAAACGCAUCAAUUUGUACUGGCUAAUCGAUUGACUUAG
Messenger RNA from Schistosoma intercalatum, 3687 nucleotides. NCBI's taxonomy places the organism in Eukaryota, Metazoa, Platyhelminthes, Trematoda, Strigeidida, Schistosomatidae. The record is from the annotation of a GenBank genome assembly.